Messenger RNA from Triticum dicoccoides, 1256 nucleotides. RefSeq names its product UDP-N-acetylglucosamine transferase subunit ALG14-like. Gene Ontology annotation, cellular component: UDP-N-acetylglucosamine transferase complex. NCBI's taxonomy places the organism in Eukaryota, Viridiplantae, Streptophyta, Magnoliopsida, Poales, Poaceae. Gene Ontology annotation, biological process: dolichol-linked oligosaccharide biosynthetic process. The record is from RefSeq and is a predicted model, not a curated record. The transcript has 5 exons. Gene Ontology annotation, molecular function: N-acetylglucosaminyldiphosphodolichol N-acetylglucosaminyltransferase activity. The coding region runs from base 231 to 914 and encodes 227 amino acids.
UGCUCCCUCGGCACCACUGAAAAAGAAAGACCUGUGCUCCCUCGGCCGACGCCGCCAUCGGGAGACGGCCGGCGAGCAUACCCAUCACAGUCCCCUCCCCUGCCCCGACGCCACGCGCGGUUGCCGGUGAGACUGGGGAUCUAGCGCCCUCACCGCCACCAGCUCUGCGCUGCUGUUGAUCGGCACCACGCACACGCAGAUCUCAUACCCCAUCUCCACCGCUUCUGGAGAUGGGGUUCGACGCCUUCGCGGCAGCGUGUUGUGCUAUUCCAGUACUCGUAUCCGUUCUCGCCGUCCGCGUCGCCUACGUGCUUUGCCGCAGCGGCCUACCGCCGUCGAGGUCUCGUGCCUCCGGGCUGCGGUGUCUCAUCGUCCUCGGGUCUGGAGGGCAUACUGCAGAGAUGAUGAAUAUUGUAUCUGAGCUUCAGAAGGAUCGCUUUACGCCUAGGUACUAUGUGGCUGCACUUACUGAUAACAUGAGCCUUCCAAAGGCACAGGUCUAUGAGAAGUCAUUGAUUCAUGUGGAGGGUGAUAGAGAAAUGAUCAUCGAGAACGCCCAGUUCAUGCAGAUAUAUCGUAGCCGUGAAGUGGGCCAAUCCUACAUUACCUCCAUCGCAACAACACUGCGUGCUACUUUGCAUGCUAUGUGGCUAAUAAUAAGAAUCAGACCACAAGUGAUAUUUUGCAAUGGUCCCGGGACAUGCAUCCCUCUAUGUGCUUCAGCUUUUCUUCUGAAGGUGCUUGGUCUGGGAUGGUCCUCCAUUUUCUACAUUGAAAGUAUCGCAAGAGUGAAGAAGCUUUCGUUAAGUGGUUUACUGUUGUACAAGCUACGGAUGGCCGAUCAGUUCUUCGUGCAGUGGCCCCAGCUGCAACAAAAAUACCCUAGAGCACAAUAUGCUGGCCGUUUGAUGUGAUGAUUCACCCGUAAAUGAUAUUUGGGACACCAUCAUUUCCAACUCUGAAGAUCUUGAACAUGCUGAGGUGCAGUUGAAUACUUGAAUUGACACACCCUACACGCCUGUUUCGCCAGAAACUUUUUUACUUGUUGGUAUAGGCUUGCACCUUUCUUAGGAUAUAUAUAUAUGUAUACUCAUCAAAAUUGUCUUUCAAGGCUGACCUAUUGGCUGGGGAAUAGAAUGUUCCCUCUCAGAUAGUCAGAUAUACCUUGUAGGCUGUGACUCUGCAGAGUCAAGUGUAAACCUCAUCCUGUAAGUUCCAGCCGCAUUCUAUUUGUCAGUGUUGUGUCGUUCGUUACA